AUGCGGAGUCUUGAGAUCUCUCGAUUGAAGAGAGACCUAGUGGCAUCCGAAGAGGUCGUGCACUAUCAAAAGGGAGAACUUAAGCGCCAUAAGGAAAAAUUCGAGAAAGAAAGAUCGUGUUGGAUGCAUCAGUUAGAAGAAUGUAAGAGAAAAAUCAGUCAUUAUGUUGAUAUCGAAGAGGAGCAAAGAAAAUUGAUCAUCGAGAGAGCAACACUUCGCCAUCAACUUGAAGUAGCAGAAGGGCGAGAGUCCCUCUUGAGGAAUAAUCUGGGUGAUCAUCAGGCUUUGUUAAAUGACUGUCAUCUAAACAUGGGAAGGGCUAGACUUAAAGUUCAUCAACUGGCAGAGCAAACCUCCUAUGUUAUUAAAAAUCAGCGCCGUAUGAAUGAUCAAGAAGUCGCUGAUCAAGAACGGACCAUUGUUUCCCAUCUGCCGAAGGUCCCAAUAUCAGAACCUUUCUUCCCUCCAGGGUAUGGUCCAUUUGAUAAUUGUGGGGUCGGGCCAUCAAUGACACGUCCUCAAGGCAUGCCAUUCAGGAAUAAUCCCACUGUCACAACAGCUACACCGGUCUAUACACUCCCACAACCGACUGUGAUGCAAAGAGCAGCUCAAGAGGGACAGUUCACCACUCAUCUGCAGCAGUAG
Messenger RNA from Solanum pennellii, 645 nucleotides. RefSeq lists its product as uncharacterized. Bases 1 to 645 code for a protein of 214 amino acids. The transcript has 2 exons. NCBI's taxonomy places the organism in Eukaryota, Viridiplantae, Streptophyta, Magnoliopsida, Solanales, Solanaceae. The record is from RefSeq and is a predicted model, not a curated record.